Messenger RNA from Anopheles cruzii, 1838 nucleotides. RefSeq names its product protein roadkill (gene rdx). Lineage: Eukaryota; Metazoa; Arthropoda; Insecta; Diptera; Culicidae. The record is from RefSeq and is a predicted model, not a curated record. The transcript has 7 exons. Gene Ontology annotation, biological process: proteasome-mediated ubiquitin-dependent protein catabolic process; regulation of proteolysis. Gene Ontology annotation, molecular function: ubiquitin protein ligase binding. Bases 127 to 1344 code for a protein of 405 amino acids. Gene Ontology annotation, cellular component: nucleus; cytoplasm.
CAGCACCGUUCCCAGCGAGAGGAUUAAGUUCCUGCGCUCACUUUUUUCUUGUGAUCCGGCGUUCCCAAAAAAUCUUUCACCGUGGAUACCUUAGCAUUGCCACUCGGUGGACUCUCUCAUGUUAGGAUGGCUCUGGCCAGAUUGCCGGUAGUUAGUGACUGUCCGGCAGGUCAAACUGCUAGAGUUACAUCAAACCUGCACUCAUCCAGUAGCACCAUGGCAAACAGCAGGGUGCCCUCGCCCCCGCUGCCGGAAGUAAACACACCGGUGGCGGAAAAUUGGUGUUACACUCAGGUCAAAGUGGUCAAAUUCAGCUACAUGUGGACGAUCAACAAUUUCAGCUUCUGCCGGGAAGAGAUGGGCGAGGUGUUGAAAUCUUCCACAUUCUCUGCGGGUGCUAAUGACAAACUAAAAUGGUGCUUGCGCGUCAAUCCGAAAGGUCUCGACGAAGAAAGCAAAGACUAUCUCUCCCUCUACCUGUUGCUGGUGUCCUGCAAUAAAUCGGAAGUGCGGGCAAAGUUCAAAUUCUCGAUCCUAAAUGCCAAACGGGAGGAAACGAAGGCGAUGGAAUCGCAGCGGGCGUACCGGUUCGUGCAGGGCAAGGACUGGGGCUUCAAGAAGUUCAUCCGCCGGGAUUUCCUGCUCGACGAAGCGAACGGGUUGCUACCGGAGGACAAGCUAACGAUAUUCUGCGAGGUCAGCGUGGUGGCCGACAGUGUGAACAUUUCCGGCCAGAGCAACAUCAUCCAAUUCAAAGUGCCAGAAUGUAAGCUGUCCGAGGAUCUGGGGACACUGUUCGACAACGAAAAGUUUAGCGACGUCACCCUGGCGGUCGGCGGUCGGGAGUUCCAGGUGCACAAAGCAAUCCUAGCCGCACGCAGCCCCGUGUUUGCCGCAAUGUUCGAGCACGAGAUGGAGGAGCGAAAGCAGAACCGGGUCGCCAUCACCGACGUGGACCACGAAGUAUUAAAAGAGAUGCUACGGUUUAUCUACACCGGGAAGGCGCCCAACCUGGACAAGAUGGCGGACGAUUUGUUGGCGGCGGCCGACAAGUACGCGCUGGACAAGCUGAAGGUGAUGUGCGAGGAAGCGCUCUGUGUUAAUCUGUCGGUCGAGACCGCGGCCGACACGCUCAUUCUGGCCGAUCUCCACAGCGCCGACCAGUUGAAGGCCCAAACGAUAGACUUCAUCAACACCAGUCAUGCGUCCGACGUGGUGGAAACGGUCGGCUGGAAGAACAUGGUGACGACGCAUCCGCACCUGCUGAACGAAGCCUACCGGGCGCUGGCGACCCAGCAGAUACCACCGAUUGGUCCACCGCGCAAGCGGGUGAAAAUGAGCUGAAAUAAAAUGUUGACAUCCGUAAAUGCCGUGAUGUCAACAUCGCCGUCACCCCCACCAGCUGCGCUCCCGAUUCCUACGAUCCAGCCACAACAGCAGCCCGCCUCUGUAUCGUCGUCUUCGUCACCGCCACCAUCGUUGUCAUCCGGAAUCAUCAGCACCACCACCACCACCGCGUCAUUGACGGCAAUGGCAGCCGCCGCCGCAGCAGCAGCAGCAGCAUCACUAUCAUCGACAUUGGUUUCUCCUACGUCCUCGGCAGCAGCACCGGCACUAGCAGCAGCACUGAUGAUGUCCUCGCCAUCAUCACCACCAUCUACGUCUCCGUUGCUACUGCAGCAACAGCAGCCGGGCAUUUUUGGGCUGCGAGCCUCAAGAGGAGGCAGAUCGUCGUCUCCGUCUUCUUCAUCGCCGGCUCGCAGCACAUCGGCCGGCAACUGGCAGCAACAACCACAGCCACUCUCCUUAUCGGCACAUCCAUCACCUAACGUAGUGCA